AUGUACGAUUAUAUCGUCCGUAUCGUUGAUGGGAUGUUUGUGUUCCCUGCUUUUGAUUCCAACUUCAAAACCAGAAAGAGAACUUUCAAAUGUUGUUCCAACUGUCGUCGGAAAAGAAUCAAAUGUAUAGUUACUUCAGUUGAUUAUGAAGCUGUUGGUUGUGUUAAUUGUCAAAAGAAUAAUUGGCUGUGUGACUUUAUCACUAAGAAACAAGAGUCUAUUAAUGUGAAUAAAUCUCCUAAGACUACUACUUUGUCCUCUAAAUCUCAUUCUAUAGAGGUUUUGGACCCAUUAAAGGUGGAAUUAUUUAAUCAAAACUUACCCUUACCUCAAGCCGAUCAAAUUACUCCAACAUUCCAUCCAAUAGCAGAGGAAUCUAGCUCUACCCCUCCACCAAUCCCUAUGGUUCUGGCAUCUUCCAAAAAGAGACAGAGAUAUUCUAAUUCUCCACCUUCAGAAACAAGUGCUGCGUUGAAAGCUAAACGUAGAAGGUCAAGUGCCCAGCCAAUAGUCAACCACUUUGCCACGGCAACAAAUGAUAUGCGUAAAUAUAACGAGAAGUAUUUAAAGGAACAUUUUGGGUUUAAUAUCACCACUAAAGAAUUUAGUCACCCUUUUGCCUAUUUAUAUAUGGGACAUCCUCAUGCGAUUAUGGAGGGAGCUGCAAAUAACAAGUCUGAUUCUAAAGUGUAUCAUGAAUCAGGAGUCCUUGUUAAGUCAAGACCAACCACUAAGAAGGAAUACCGUAAGGAUAAAGUUGAUAAAGAACAUGAUGAUGGUGCUGACAAUAAUAUUAAUAAUAUCAUUAAUACUAAUAAAGAACAAGGACAUCAAGAUGAUGAUGACGAUGAUAAUGACGAUGAUAAUGAUGACGAUGAUGAGAUAGAAGAAGACUAUAUCAAAAACUAUAAGUAUUUCAACUUUCUUCUUUCUAUCAAUGCCUUCACUUUAAGUACCACUGAGUACCCGUUUAAUAAGAGUGAAAUCGAUCGCUUGCUUCAAAUUUAUUUCACCAAAUUAAACUCUAUGCUUCCCAUAUUAAAUGAGAAACAAGUCUUGAAAGCUCAUAGUUUGGGUAAGCUUCCUACCAUUAUACUUUAUGGUAUUGUGCUUGCAGUUCUGAGAGAUAAGUUGGCUGAACCAAUACUUAGACAAGUGUUCAUCAGAGGCAAGCAACAAAUAAAUCAAAACAUUGUUGAUUUGACUUUUGAAGAGUUCAUUAAAGAGUUGACCACGUUUAUUACAGACCUCGAUUUCAAAAUGAGACAAGUGCUUUUGGUACUUAUUCAAUUGGGUGAUGAUGAUAAAUAUGUUAGACUUGUGGUUCAUAUAUUGCUUAGCCAUCAUUUUGGACAUGAUAAGAUGGCUGAGGAACGGAAUUCUCAUGAUGUUGCAGAAGCCAUUGAAUAUGUUUUCUCAACUGGGUUCCAUAUGAAAGCCGUCUCUGCAUCAAAUAAAUCUUCAGAAAAUAUAUCCACGGUGUUUUGGUGUUGUUAUUUUAUGGAUAGAGUCACAGGCAUCGUUGCUUCAAGAGCAACGUUAAUUAAAAAGGAAGAUUUCAAUAUGGCAUUACCUUAUCAUAAUACUUCCUUGAUGAAAUUGGUUCAAUUGGCAAGAUCAUUGGAAAAUGUUAUGUUCACCAUGUUCCAACCUUUUGGUAAUGAUCUUCAAGGGAAUAACAUCUCCAGAUAUAAAAGAAUCGAUGCUGAUUAUUUCCAAAAAGUUGAAUUUGAAAUCCUGUCAUUUGAUAGAGAUAAAGGCGUAUGUCCCUUUGAUCAAAGUAAUUAUGCCAAUUGUCAAUUUCAAUUUCUUACUCGAGUCAUUAAUAAUUUUAUGGUUAUACUUUGUCAAAAGCAAAAAUAUGAUACUCCGGAAAUCGAUAAUCAAAUUCCCGAUGAUAUAAAUUUACAAGCUGCUUCUAAUAUUCUUUGGUAUUAUCGUCAAAUGCGUAAAGAAGAUAUGUUGAAUAUUCCUUUGAUGUUUACCUUUAUGAGUAUUGCUAUGGCUUGUGCUUUAAAGCGUAAGGCCAAUCUUUUACUCAAAGGUAAAGACGAAGAACCUCGGUAUGGAUAUGUUUAUGAAGAUUAUAUUACUUCAUUGGAUGAAUUUUCUCCUUAUUGGUUAUAUGUGAAGAACAUUUGCAAAGUAACAAGAAACUUUGUUGCCGAAUUAGAGCUUAAGAGUGCCACGAGAAGAAGAAAGAAACAAAAAAAGUCCACCAAAAUUCAACCAAUACAGCAACAACAGCAACAGCAACAGCAACAGCAACAGCAACAGCAGCCACCUCUACCAACAUCUCAUUCCUCCAUACCAUCACAUUCAUCAAUUCCAUCACACUCGUCUCCUGUUCCACCGCACUUCAACUCUCCACAGAUACAACUUCAACAACAACAAUUAUACUCUAUUCCUUCAACAGCUCGUUUCCAACCUCCAUAUCCUAUUCAAGUCAAUGGAGGUUAUAUGAACUCUCAUCGUCCUUCGAGCACCAGUUUACCUUCGUUUGUGCGAUCAAAUCCUCCCUCCAAUGGACUUGCAUCGACUAGUGUUUCCAAAGUGAACACUCCUGAGAGUUACACUAACCAAAUUGAACCCGGCAGUGACUGGGUUAAUUUAAUGCAAUUGUCACAGAACGGAACUCCUAUGCCGGGGUUUGGCGUUGACGGAAGUCCUGGACUUUCCAAAAAGGGUUCACUACUAUCGAUCUCCAAUAUGUUAGCCUACGAUUCGCAACAACAACAACAGCAUCAGCAUAAACAGCAUCAACAGCAGCUUCAGCAACCACAAUUCCAAACAGCACCACAGCAAUCAAUCCAUCCAUCGGAACAAGUGUUUGGUCAAAGCAAUUCGGUCGAUUCCCGUACAGACAGACAAACCAUUGAUUCCAGUUCUCUUCAUGAAGGGGAAGAAGAGAGAAACCAGGUUGUGGAUUCAUUAAAGGGUGAAUUCUUUGAUAACAAUGACUUCUUUAAAGAUGUCAGUAACGUCAUUAACUUUUGGGUGUAA
This is a messenger RNA of Lizanozyma spartinae, 3003 nucleotides long. RefSeq lists its product as uncharacterized. Bases 1 to 3003 code for a protein of 1000 amino acids. Lineage: Eukaryota; Fungi; Ascomycota; Pichiomycetes; Serinales; Debaryomycetaceae. Gene Ontology annotation, molecular function: DNA-binding transcription factor activity, RNA polymerase II-specific; zinc ion binding. The transcript is spliced from 2 exons. Gene Ontology annotation, biological process: regulation of DNA-templated transcription. The record is from RefSeq and is a predicted model, not a curated record.